Scaptodrosophila lebanonensis is the source of this 2536-nucleotide messenger RNA. RefSeq names its product mucin-2. Bases 64 to 2412 code for a protein of 782 amino acids. The transcript is spliced from 5 exons. The record is from RefSeq and is a predicted model, not a curated record. Gene Ontology annotation, molecular function: protein binding. Lineage: Eukaryota; Metazoa; Arthropoda; Insecta; Diptera; Drosophilidae. Gene Ontology annotation, biological process: cell differentiation; multicellular organism development.
GCUUGUUGCUGCUGCCGUUCCACUCUCUUGCCGCUCGAAUUCAAUCUAAGAAAGUGUUUGACUAUGAAAGUGCUGUGGACUUGUGUGUUUUGUGUGCUCUUGCUGGCCCCCCAAUCGCCAGCGGAUCAUCUGGACGAGGUGCUGGAACAAGCCACCAUGUUGUGUUCGAAUGAUAAUACCCCCAUGUGUGCGCGAAGUCGAACCGAGUAUCUGCUCUUCCAGAACGAGUGCCAUUUGCGAAAGGCGCAGCGUUCCAAUCUCAUGGGACCACUAUUUGAUGCCGCACUCCGUUACUGCUUGCCCGAUUGUGAGUUUGCUUGCGGUUUCGAGUAUAAGCCGAUUUGUGGGAUUAGCGUUGACACUGGCAGGCGCAAGAACUUCAGAAAUCGCUGCGAAAUGGCACGUACUUCCUGCCUCUCCAAGGGCGACUGGCUAGUCUACAAAUGGGGCAUCUGCCCCACAGGGCGCAACGAGAGACGUCAUCACACGGUGUUUGUGGGCCAACCGAAGGCCAAGCGCCGGCAGCCUAUACCCUGCACAAAAGUCUAUCGUCCAGUGUGCGCGGCCUAUGGCGGGGUCAAGUCCACAUUCUCCAAUGAGUGUCUGGUCAACGCAGAGAAUAUAAGAACCGGCCGAAAUUGGCGCAUUGUAUCUGAGGGGCUUUGUGGCGAGGACACCACCAAAUUGAAGCACAACCGCAAAUACAAGCCGAAGGCGAAGCCCAAGACGGAGGCAGACCGCACCAAGCGCAGUCAUAAGAAGGUCAAUCUGGUGGACGAUUUUGAGGUGGCCGACGAGGUGGUGCAGAUCUAUGCGCCAUCCACAUUCCACACACAGUUCAUCAGCAAUACGGGCACCAUGGAGAAAAGCUACUCGCUGCCGGCAAGAAAGCCUUACGUCGUCUCCAGACCCAAGUCUAGGCGACGACCCAUCGCCGGAGCUGGCAAAAGCCCCAACAAACAAUCUGUCGACGCCAAACCGUGUGUGUUCAGCAACGAACCCGUCUGUGGCAGCUUUAAUGGCGAGAGCCGCACCUUUUCCAACGUCUGCAACCUGAUGGAAUACAGUCAACGAGUUGGCAACGCAUGGGCCAUUCUGUAUGAGGGGCCUUGUCGCAGCUGCGAUUACAAAUGCCCCACGGACUACAGGCCGAUCUGUGUGAAGAGAAAUGGCAUAAGCUACACGAUCAUGAACGAGUGCUACUUGAGUCGCGUGCGUUGCAAGGAUCCCAGCAGUGUUUGGAAGAUCACUCAAAUGGGUGAAUGCGCACUUCCUGCGGAGGAAGUCGCCGAGAGCAUUGCCACCGAUCGCACUCAUCAGCCGAAUCGUAUACCCUCAGUCCUAUAUGCGACGAGCCAGCCAGAGCGUGCCAAUAGCACUAAGACCGCCACAGAAGCUACUAUGAUUAUACAGAAGUGGAGAAGGCCAACCACUACAACAUCAAUGCCAGCAACAAGCCGGAAUAUGAAGCUGCGCAAGCCCGUGCGUAAGCCCACAAUCAGCGCAAAUGAUUCCAACAAUCGCAAAAUACGCAAAAUUCAGUUGGCCAGCUUUGGAGGCUUUAAAGCGAAACAUUUAUCGGAAAGUCCCAUCGAUAGGGCGGAAAAUGCCGCCUGGGAAGGAGCGUCUGCAACAUCCAAGUCCUUGCUCUCCAAUGACAAUUGGUUAGUGCCAAGGACCUUGGACAAUGUCAAGAACAUUUUUGCGAAAAAGUCCCACAACAAAAAGAUGUACCAUGCAAAGCCACAUAAAUUUGUAAGGCCCAUGCCGACAAGAGCCACGACAUCCCCUCCCAUGCCAGCGACAACGAGGGCGACGACCACCACAACAUCGACAACAGCAAAAAUGAUGCCGAUUACGGAAAUCCCAGACUUCACCAAUGGCGAGCCUAUCUAUGAGGAAAUUGAUGCCAGCUCGAAAAUGCUGUUCAUGCCUGCCAUAACGACUUCAACAGAACCUAUUACACCAGAAAGUACGGAAAUAGCUGAAGUCUCGACUCUGACAACGCUCCUCAAGUCAGAGGCAGACUCUACAACUGCCACGACAGCCAUCUCCACCACUUUGCAGCCCUCCACCAGUGCAGAAACCACGACCCAAACAGAUCUGUCCACAGGGUCUAGCGAAGCGGAGCACGCCACGUCGACCACAGUAGGGCCAUUGGUGCCUACUCAUGAGCUCCAACCGCCAUCCACACCAAGUGAAACCACAGCAACAACAACGCCAACAGCAAUGAUGACCACAUUGAAAGCAAUUACUGCCGCCCUAUCCCCGGCAGCACUCAGCCUGGAUUACAUGACAGAUGAUCCAGUGCCUCUGCCUGGACAGCACACCUCCAUCUAUGGCCUGGACAAGAAUUCGUUGAUUAUGCGCCUUCUGCGUGCCAGAAGUAGUCUGAGGAACUUGGUGCUGUAGGUUCAGUUUUUCAGGAGGAUCGUUAUUGGAUGGCAAACCACUUAGCAUAAGUUCAGUCCCUCUCUGUAAAUGAGUGCCCUAGUUUUAGUUUAUUUUUAUGUGCGUAUAAAAGUGUUGACUGUAA